Molecule: messenger RNA, 1002 nt
Organism: Colletotrichum spaethianum
Lineage: Eukaryota; Fungi; Ascomycota; Sordariomycetes; Glomerellales; Glomerellaceae
Product: putative trafficking protein particle complex subunit 2
Exons: 2
Coding region: 1-1002 (333 amino acids)
Biological process (GO): lipid homeostasis
Cellular component (GO): endoplasmic reticulum; membrane
Source: RefSeq, a predicted model, not a curated record
AUGAAAGACCCUUUCUUCAUCGAGCCGUUCCCAUGGCUCGUCAAGGCAACACAGCCCUUGGCUGACUACUUCUCUCUCCCGACCCUGCCGAUACACAUCCACGAGGUCUUCGCCUCCGCACUGCUGUACUCUGUCAUCUACUAUCCGAUAUCGCCGCUACUGUCGCGCUUGAUCGUUGGCCGCAAAUAUCUCGACCUGCCUCGAAAAAGACGGAUCAAUUGGGACGCUCACGUCGUCUCUCUCGUCCAGAGCACGCUCAUCAACGCGCUGGCCCUCUGGGUCAUGUUCGUUGACGAAGAGCGCAGCCAGAUGGACUGGCAAGCUCGCAUGUGGGGUUACACUGGCGCCGCUGGUAUGGUCCAGGGCCUCGCUGCUGGCUAUUUUCUUUGGGAUCUUGUUGUAACCAGCUGCAACAUGGAUGUCUUUGGGUUUGGCACCUUGGCUCACGCCAUUAGCGCCCUGUUUGUCUACUCGCUUGGAUUCCGACCUUUCCUCAAUUACUACGGCUGCGUCUUCAUUCUCUGGGAGUUAUCAACGCCCUUCCUCAAUUUCCACUGGUUCUUCGACAAGUUAGGAAUGACUGGGUCUCGCGCGCAACUGUACAACGGCUUGAUGCUUCUGUUCACCUUCUUUUCCUGCCGCCUGGUCUAUGGGACCUACCAAUCGGUCAAAGUGUUUUCAGACAUUUACGCUGCUAUCAACGCUCACCCUGUCUUGCCCAAGGAGAUAUCCCCCGAAACAAGCGCCAUUCCUGCGCCGACAGGCGUGAUGAGAUUUGCGACAGAAGCCUCAACUGUCCCGACGUGGUUGGCAGUGACGUAUCUCAUGAGCAAUCUGACUCUCAACAGUCUCAACCUGUACUGGUUCAUCAUGAUGAUUAGCGCUGUCCGCAAAAGGUUUCAGCCAGCCAAGUCGACAGACACGAAGGCACAAAUUGAGCCCUCGUCUACAAAGGUUACCGCCCGAACCGGGCAAACUCCUGCUCGUCGGCGCAAGGCAUAG